Messenger RNA from Mya arenaria, 1332 nucleotides. RefSeq lists its product as uncharacterized. NCBI's taxonomy places the organism in Eukaryota, Metazoa, Mollusca, Bivalvia, Myida, Myidae. The transcript has a single exon. The record is from RefSeq and is a predicted model, not a curated record. The coding region runs from base 1 to 1332 and encodes 443 amino acids.
AUGCAUGUGGUUGUGACAACUGUGGUAUACAUGCAGAUGGUUGUGACCGCAAUUGUACACAUGCAGGUGGUUGUGACCGUUGUGGUAUACAUGCAGGUGGUUGUGACCGCAAUUGUACACAUGCAGGUGGUUGUGACCGUUGUGAUAUACAUGCAGGUGGUUGUGACAACUGUGGUAUACAUGCAUGUGAUUGUGACAACUGUGGUAUACAUGCAGAUGGUUGUGACCGCAAUGGUACACAUGCAGGUGGUUGUGACAACUGUGGUAUACAUGCAGGUAGUUGUGACCGCAAUGGUACACAUGCAGGUGACCGCAAUGGUACACAUGCAGGUGGUUGUGGUCGCAAUGGUACACAUGCAGGUGGUUGUGACCGCUGUGGUACACAUGCAGGUAGUUGUGACCGCAAUGGUACACAUGCAGGUGGUUGUGGUCGCAAUGGUACACAUGCAGGUGGUUGUGACAACUGUGGUACACAUGCAGAUGCUUGUGACCGCAAUGAUGCACAUGCAGGUGGUUGUGACCGUUUCGGUUUACAUGCAGGUAGUUGUGACCGCAAUGGUACACAUGCAGGUGACCGCAAUGGUACACAUGCAGUUGGUUGUGGUCGCAAUGGUACACAUGCAGGUGGUUGUGACCGCUGUGGUACGCAUGCAGGUAGUUGUGACCGCAAUGGUACACAUGCAGGUGGUUGUGGUCGCAAUGGUACACAUGCAGGUGGUUGUGACAACUGUGGUACACAUGCAGAUGCUUGUGACCGCAAUGAUGCACAUGCAGGUGGUUGUGACCGUUUCGGUUUACAUGCAGGUAGUUGUGACCGCAAUGGUACACAUGCAGCUGACCGCAAUGGUACACAUGCAGGUGGUUGUGGUCGCAAUGGUACACAUGCAGGUGGUUGUGACAACUGUGGUACACAUGCAGGUAGUUGUGACCGCAAUGGUACACAUGCAGGUGGUUGUGGUCGCAAUGGUACACAUGCAGGUGGUUGUGACCACUGUGGUAUACAUGAAGGUGGUUGUGACAACUCUGGUACACAUGCAGGUGGUUGUGACCGCUGCUGUAUACAUGCAGGUGGUUGUGACAACUGUGGUACACAUGCAGAUGCUUGUGACCGCAAUGAUGCACAUGCAGGUGGUUGUGAUAACUGUGUUUUACAUGCAGGUAGUUGUGACCGCUGUGAUACACAUACAGGUGGUUGUUACCGCAAUGGUACACAUGCAGGUAGUUGUGACCGCAAUGGUACACAUGCAGGUGGUUGUGACAGCUGUGGUAUAUAUGUACGUGGUUGUGACAACUGUGGUAUACAUGCAGGUGGCUGUGACCGCUGUGGUAUAA